AUGCACGGCAAAAGGCUUGGAGUCGUUUUGGUCCUCUUGGCUUGUCUCCUUGUGUCCUGUGCUGCUGGACCUGAUGAGCAGGCGGUGAGGGACAGUCUCCUGCAGAGGGUCUUCUCCAGACGGGACGUGGCCAAAGACCCCCCAGAGACCCGAGCAGAGAGACGGACACAUGUAUCUGAGGACGAGCGCGAGGUUAUGGCCAAGCAACUAAUGCACGCCAUCUCUGAGUUGAUGAACUCCGAGUGUGCGUCAGACCGGGACUACCAGGGCUGGGUGGACUUUGGACGGCGGGACACAGAAAUGGCUUCACAAAAGAACUGGAGAUCUGAAGCUUGA
Knipowitschia caucasica is the source of this 336-nucleotide messenger RNA. NCBI's taxonomy places the organism in Eukaryota, Metazoa, Chordata, Actinopteri, Gobiiformes, Gobiidae. The record is from the annotation of a GenBank genome assembly.